Camellia sinensis is the source of this 624-nucleotide messenger RNA. RefSeq lists its product as uncharacterized. Gene Ontology annotation, molecular function: zinc ion binding. Lineage: Eukaryota; Viridiplantae; Streptophyta; Magnoliopsida; Ericales; Theaceae. The record is from RefSeq and is a predicted model, not a curated record.
AUGAGUUCUAAUGCCGUCGAGUCAUUUAACUCAUGGAUACGGGAAGCACGCCACCUCCCAAUCACUCAAUUGGUUGACAGUAUUCGGACCAAGAUUAUGCGACAGAUGUCCAAACGCCGACUCAAGGCGCAAUCGUGGCCUGGUGUAGUUUGCCCGAAGAUGGAAGAUCGGUUAGUUAAAGCAUACAACAAAGGCAGAUCAUGGCUUCUAAGUCAGUCCAACAAUGAGAUUUUCGAGGUCCACUCUUUCCCAUCAGUAAUGGUUGAUGUGGGAAGGCGUACAUGCUCAUGUUUCCAGUGGCAAAUCAAAGGGUUCCUUUGUGCUCACGCUGUUAUUGUUAUUCGCAACAGCGGACUCGACCUUUAUGAUUUAGUCGAUCCGUAUUACCAUGUGUCGGAGUACUGGAAUUCUUACGCUUGCAACAUACACCCCAUACCCACGGUUAAGAAACCACCAUUUAGCAUUGAAGAUUACAUCAUACAACCACCAGCUGUCAAACGACCACCGGGAAGGCCCAAAAAAAAACGAAUGCUUUCAAGGGGGGAAGAAGUUCAACAGAUUAGAUGCAGCCAUUGCCAACGUUUAGGGAACCACAACAGAAAGACGUGCAAAGAACCAAUGUAG